Messenger RNA from Durusdinium trenchii, 2952 nucleotides. The record is from the annotation of a GenBank genome assembly. NCBI's taxonomy places the organism in Eukaryota, Dinophyceae, Suessiales, Symbiodiniaceae.
GGAAGGGCUGUCAGCUUACAACAACCAGCUGACGGGUCCGAUUCCCCCUGAGCUUGGGCAGCUGAUGCGCUUACACGAGCUUGGACUCUCCGAAAAUCAGCUGACGGGUCGCAUUCCGGGCGAACUUGGCCGACUGAAGAACUUGGAAAGCCUCUCGCUGGACCAUAACCAACUGACAGGAGAGAUCCCACAUGAACUGCGUCUACUCAAACGCUUGGAAUUGUUGGAUCUGUCCCGGAACCAGCUGAGUGGUGCACUUCCCCCGGAACUGGGUGAGCUCGAACACUUGGAUUUGUUUGCAGCCCAUGGAAACCAGCUGAGUGGUGCAAUUCCUGCCGCGCUCGGCAAGUUGCAGAAACUAAAAUACCUUUAUUUGAACCAAAACCAAUUCACGGGUGAGAUUCCACCUGAAUUCGGCCAAUUCAAAGUGAUGGAAUCACUGUCCGUUUCCAGGAAUCUUUUGACUGGUGAGAUUCCCCGCGAACUUGGCCAACUCGAGAACCUGCAGGAACUCUUCCUCUAUUCAAACCGCUUCACUACAAUCUCAGUCGCAUUCAACUCGUCUGCUUUGAGACUCCUUGAUGCCAGUCGAAACCAUCUCAGAGGUGUUCUUGUGAUGCAACUCAUGACGCCGAAACUCCAAAUAUUGGAUUUGAGCCACAACAAGUUAGCUGGAGAGAUUUCCAGCAUUACAGAUUAUUUUUGUGCAUUAAAUCCCAGAGGCGGAGUCUUGCAAGAGCUGCGCUUGAAUCACAACAAACUCACAGGUCAACUACCGCCGUGCCUCAUGAAGUUUGAGAACUUGACUUUUCUAGCUCUCAAUGACAAUCGUUUCACUGGAACUUUGCCCGAAAUUGAAGCAUUAGAGCUUGCGGUCUUGACCCUGCACAGGAAUGGUUUUACGGGUUUUCUUCCAAAGACCUUGUACAGUCUGAGGCACCUUGGAGUUUUGACGCUUCAUGAAAACUCGAUCGGAGGAAGCAUUGAUGGCCUCAAUUUGAGUGUCCCGUGCCUGGAUAACUCCAGAUUCAGAAUAUUUGAGAUCGCCACCUGCCAAGAUUGCUUUGAGGCUUAUGCGGACUUAACAAGCCAUCAACUUCGACAAGCAGAAGCCAACUGCCCCAAACUCUUCAACACCUGCCCCACCAAAGGCCUGGUUAAUGUCACCUUGCACCGGAAUCGCUUCUCGUGUGCCAUUCCGAACAGUAUUAGCAACAUGCAUGUUUCUGGCUUGGUGAUGAUGGGGAACAUGCUCGGGGAUGGAAGCCCUUUGAAUGCUCCUUGGAUCUCGAAGGAAGAACAUCAACCCUUCCUCUACUAUUCUCCGAAUAUCUGGAAGUCCAAUGUGUUCAUCUUGACUGGUUUGUCCUUGAUGAUGACCAUUCUUCUUGUGUGCCAGCUCAUGCUUCGAAGAAGACUUCAAGAGCUGUCCCGACGAUUAGACUUGGACGCCAGAGCACGCGUGGUUUCAUCAAGCUUGGCACUGAUAAAGGCUGCAGUGUUCGCCUUCCUAUUGGCCAGUCCACUUCUGUUGAUCUUCUAUUUCGGUGGCAAAUACUACAACUGCAACCCGCCCUUGUUGCAAAUAACAGCUGCAGAUUUCUAUGCAGAGCCGUUGAUGGAGCUUGGUGUCAUCAUCUGCUGGUGCUCGAUGCAGCUGUUUUUUUGUAGCAUCUCGGCUGACAUUCCGAAGCCUACUUGCCAGAAGCCCAAGCGCGUCUUCAGUUACAAAAGGAAGCUUGCCAGACUUGCAGUGUGGAGCAUUUGGAUCUGCAUCGUAAGCAUUUUGUCCCUGCCAUCGAUUUUCUACACUUUUGCCCAGUCGACGCCGGCAGAGAACGCAUGGGAACUCAAUGACAACAUGUUGAAGUUCUUCCACAAAACUGCUGCAGUGCAAGCUGUCAUCAUUGAUAUGGUGCUGGCCGUCCCAAUCUCCAGCAAGUUUUCGAAGCUCACUGGAGUCAAAGCAGACCGAUUGCUGAUGACCUUCCGGUUGUUUUCCGCGUGGCUUUUGGCCCUGCUCGCUACGACCGCUUUGAACGAGAACUGCUUGGGUGGCUGGAAGCUAGCGUGGAGAGUGUGCCGACAAGGAUCAGUGGAGCACAACAAAUUCAACUGGAGGAUCUAUGAUGAAGAGAUCUUGAACACCUCCCGAGACCUUUGCAAACUCAGCGAGACUUGGUGGUUUGAUGGCCGAUGCAGCCGCGCCAUCGUGGGGAGCUUGACCCCAUUUCUCUUACAAAAGCUCUUGACGCGGAGUACAUUGCAACCCUUGGUCUUGUGGUUCUUGUGGCACUUCUCUCGAUUGGAACCUCCUGGAGACCCACGAGAAGGGCAACAUCGGAGGCUGUUUGGCGUUUGGCCCAAAACGACCAAAUCUCUGCUGCCCUUGCAACAAAUGGCAUUGCUCACAACACAGAUGGAACUCUUGAUGUUUUGGUCACCCUAUGUUCCUUUACUUUGCCUGGGCAUUCUGGCUGCAGCCGUCACGAACCUAUUGAUGUUUGACCUCGGUACUCGCGUCUACCAUGUGGAACUCCCUUCAGACGAGGUCAACGAGGGUGCUGCAUUGUCAGCCUCAUACUUGCGGCUUGCAUUGAGAGCCGGAUCGCUGUUCCAGCUUUGGCAUGCAUUUAGCACCCAGAUGUUUGGACGAUAUUUGUUGCUGGCCGUUCAUCUGGCAGUCCUGGGACCCUGGGCGAAGUGCUUUCUGCCCGUGAGCUUUGUGAAGCGACGUCUUUGGACCUUAACUGAAAGCACUGAGGCGCAACUGAUUGAACUCACACGGAUGGAGAGUAUCUUUGUUGCCGCUGCACACUGAUGGAAAGCAACAAAAAAAACAGCUUUGCUUAGCCGUGCGUUCGCCGUGCCUUCUUCGAGGGUGAAAGAACACUUGAUUGCUUCAACUCCCGGAUGUAAGACAGGUGCGAAAGUGAUUCGCCAAAAGCGUUC